Molecule: messenger RNA, 1278 nt
Organism: Arabis nemorensis
Lineage: Eukaryota; Viridiplantae; Streptophyta; Magnoliopsida; Brassicales; Brassicaceae
Source: the annotation of a GenBank genome assembly
AUGUCGGGACGUAGAGACAGGAUCAAACAGUUCCCCGGAUCUCGAAUUGCGAUCGCAAUCCUUGUUGGAAUUCUUAUCGGUUGUGUCUGCACCAUCUUGUUCCCGAACGGGUUCUUUUACUCGGGAUCAUCAGUAAAAGAACGACUUUCGAAAUCCACCUCUAAGGUUGGAUCGGUUUCAUGUGAAUCGCCUGAACGGAUUACAAUGCUGAAAUCAGACUUUGCAUUGAUCUCGGAAAAGAACGCCGAGUUAAGGAAACAGGUCAGAGAGCUAACAGAUAAAUUACGGUUGGCGGAACAAGGAACUGAAAAUGUGAGGAAACAAGUCUUAGUUUUGGGAUCAGAGAUCAAGGCCGGACCUUUUGGAACCGUCAAGAGUCUAAGAACUAAUCCAACUGUUGUUCCCGACGAGUCUGUUAACCCCCGAUUAGCUAAGCUAUUAGAGAAAGUAGCUAUCAACAAAGAGAUCAUUGUGGUUCUUGCAAAUUCAAAUGUGAAACAAAUGUUGGAGAUGCAGACUUCUAGUGUAAAGAGAGUUGGUAUUCGAAACUACCUGGUUGUCGCGUUGGAUGAUUUCAUAGAAAAUUUCUGUAAAUCGAAUGAAGUUGCAUAUUACAAGAGAGAUCCAGAUAAAGCGGUGGACAAGGUUGGGGAAAACGGAGAUAAUCACGCUGUUUCCGGACUGAAAUUCCGCGUCUUGAGAGAGUUCUUGCAGCUUGGUUAUAGUGUUCUUCUAUCGGAUGUGGACAUUCUCUUCUUGCAGAACCCUUUUAGUCAUCUGUACAGAGACUCAGAUGUGGAGUCAAUGAGCGAUGGCCACGACAAUCAAACGGCUUAUGGAUUCAACGACGUGUUUGAUGAACCAUCAAUGGGAUGGGCUCGGUAUGCUCACACAAUGAGGAUAUGGGUUUUCAACUCCGGUUUUUUCUAUCUAAGACCAACUCUUCCUUCAAUAGACCUACUAGAUCGCGUGGCAGAUACACUGUCUAAGUCAGAAGCAUGGGAUCAAGCGGUUUUCAACGAACAACUCUUUUUCCCUUCGCAUCCGGGAUACACUGGCUUACACGCUUCAAAGAGAGUCAUGGAUAUGUACGAGUUCAUGAACAGUAAAGUCCUCUUCAAAACUGUUAGAAAGAAUCAAGAACUGAAGAAGUUGAAGCCUGUGAUCGUUCAUCUGAAUUACCAUCCAGAUAAACUCGAACGAAUGCAAGCGGUAGUAGAGUUCUACGUUAAUGGUAAACAAGAUGCACUUGAUAGCUUCCCAGAUGGCUCUAAUUGA